Messenger RNA from Funneliformis caledonium, 1104 nucleotides. Lineage: Eukaryota; Fungi; Glomeromycota; Glomeromycetes; Glomerales; Glomeraceae. The record is from the annotation of a GenBank genome assembly.
AUGUCUCCAUUUACAUCAGUUUCAGAAAAUAUUCCUUUACCUAGCAAAGAAGAUGAUAAUCCAGAUCAUCGAAAUCCUUUAUAUCUCGGAGAUUGGAAAAAGUCAAUUCCAUACGUUGAUGAAGACAUAGCGAUAGAUGAUUUGGAUGAACCACAUUUGAAAAGAAAGAUUUCAAUUUUAAAAAAAUAUCCAGAAAUCGAAAAUUUAUAUGGAUAUGAUAAAUCAACCAUUAUAAUAGUUGUAUUGUCAUCGGCAGUACAAUUUAUUGCGGCCUAUGUUUUCGGUAGAAUUUUGACGGACUGGAAUUUAUUCAUGUUAAUGUAUUGUUUCUUUGUUGGUGCUUCUUUUACACAACUUUAUGGUGUGAUCAUUCAUGAAGCGACGCAUUGUCUAGCUGCUCCAACACUUUUUCAAAACCGUAUCAUAGCACUUGUGGCAAAUGCUGCGCUUCCUUUUCCAAUCGCAAUGUCAUUUCGUCGUUAUCAUUUGGAACAUCAUACUUUUCAAGGUGUGUUAGGACUUGACCCUGAUCUACCCUUGGAGUGGGAAUCAAAAUUGAUUCGUGGAAAUUCCUUUUUAAAAUUCAUUUGGGUAAUGAUUUUUCCCGUGUUGUACGUUAUUAGAGGUGCGGUAAUGGGGAAGGAACCUAGUAAUUGGGAAAUUGUGAAUUGGAUUUUUAACAUUACAGUUAAUUAUCUGGUUUACAAUUUUUGUGGUCUUAGAGGUUUAUCAUAUCUAUUAUUAUGUUUAUGGUUGGGUUACAGUUUACAUCCUGCCGCCGCUCAUUUUAUUCAAGAACAUUAUACUUUUGAUGAUGGUCAAGAGACUUAUUCGUAUUAUGGAAUUUUAAACCUGUUCUUUAUGAAUAUCGGUUAUCAUAACGAACAUCAUGAUUUUCAAAAGGUACCAUGGUCAAAAUUACCUCAAAUUCGUAAAAUCGCUCCAGAAUUUUAUGAUAAUUUGGCUUAUCAUACUUCUUGGUUUAUGGUACACUGGAAUUUUAUCUUUCAAAAACAAUAUGGUCCUCAAUCUCGUGUUGGUAGAACCGUUGAGGAUCAUAAAAAAGGAAGAAAGUUGAUGAAAAAUUUAAAAAAUGAGGAAUAA